CGCAGGGGCCGUGGGGGACACGCCUGACAUCCCGGAGGAGCCGCUCGACCCCCUCCCGGGCCGCCGCCGCCCGGCCCGGUUCCGCCCAGCUCCUUGCAGCCCCGGGCGUCCCUCCCACAGGGAUCUGGCGCGUCCCCGCAGCCCGCUGCAGCGCUCUGUGCGGAGGUUCCUGGAUUUCCUAACGUGUCCGUGUCAGCUCAGCUCCGUUACUAAGUGGACGUGAUUCAUUAAUGUUAAGGACUCUUGUUGCUGACUCGCACCAUAGCCACUUUCUGGUGCCUAUGAUGUCUCGUAGCCACUUGGUUUAAAGCACAGAUCUAAACUGUCCCCAUCCUCAUGACUUCUUCACCAAGCAUCGGAGAUUAUACUGUAGAGAGAAUGCCCAUUGAAUACAAAAGGAGACCAACUUUUUUUGAAAUUUUUCAGGCGCGAUGCCGCACAGCAGAUUUAGGACCAAUAAGCCUCAAUUGGUUUGAAGAACUUUCUUCAGAAGCCCCACCAUAUAAUUUUGAACCUCCAGAAGAAUAUGAAUAUAAGCCCCACAAUUAUGAACCACAGCUGUUUAAAACACCACAGAGGAAGACCUCUUACCAUCAGUUGGCUUCAACCCCAAUAAUAUUCAAAGACCAAGGUCAAACCCGACCACUAGACCAGUCGCCUUUCAGAGAAUUAGGGAAGAUCGUUGCAAGUAGUCAACAUAAAAAUCACCGCAGAACGAAGGCCAAAAUGGACCCCAUGGUUGAUGUUGCCAGUCCACCUCUGAGGUCUUGUCUCAGUGAGAGCCCUCUUCCUCUGCGAUGCACACAGCUUGUGCCACCAGGAGAAAAGCCAGUGGUGCGUGGAAGUUUAUUUUCUACACCAAAAAUUGAGGAGGCUCAGACACCCAAACCUAUCUCUGAAAGUCUCGGAGUUGAGGUGGAUCCUGAUAUGUCUUGGUCAAGUUCGUUAGCCACACCACCAACGCUGACGUCCACUGUGCUCCUAGCCCGAGAUGAGGAAGCGCGAGGAACUGUGUUUCCUGAAGACUCUCCUGCUGUUUUGAAAAGCUACUUUUCCAACCGCAAUGAAAGUCUGAAAAAGAAUGAUAGAUCAGUUCCCUCCGACAGCCAAAACAAAACCCAGGGGGAAGCUUUCAGUCACAGAUUGGGGAAAAUGUUAGGGGAUUCAUCUGGCAAAACAAACAGCUUCAAAGACUGCCUUAGAAAGUCAGUGCCAAAUGUUCUAGAAGAUGGGGAGGCAGCCGCGUAUACUUCUGAAGAAGAUAGUUUCUCCUUAUGUUUUCCUAAGCACAGAACCAGAAAUCUACAAAAAAUGAGACUGCGCAAGACCAGGAAGAACAUUUUCAGUGAAGUAGGAACUGAUGAGUUAAGUGAGGAAGCCAGAAGACGAGCUGAGGAGACACAGCCAUUUGCACUUGAAAUCGAACCUCGCGAUAGUGACCCCUUAGCCCCCGAUGUGAUGCAGCAGAAGCCCUCUGACAGCCGCCGAAGUGAGGAGCGCUGCCAGGCGCCUGUGCGGCCCCCAGACAGUGGGUGGUCUCAGCUAGCCCUCUCCGGGCUAACUGGAACCCAGCCGGGAGAAAAACCUCCACUUCCUAUUUCUUCUUGUAACCAAAGUAGUUCAGAAAAAGACUUCAUAGAUAUGAAGAAAGAAGGUAUUGGCUCUGAUACUUCAGAAAACUCUCUGCCUCAUAUUUCUAGUUUUCCGGAACCAGAAAAGAUGUUCAGUGAGAAAACUCUGGGAGGUGAGGAACACGGACAGCGCCUGGAAAUACAGGAGGACCGCAUUGCAGGGGAGCAGGCAGAGUCUGGAACUGGUCAAGCAGCCUGCCUCUUCCAGAGCAUCGGGAAGUCGGUAUUCCAGAUGAGAGAGCCUCUUGACCAGUCUCCGGGCACGGUUUUCUCAGAGAGUGCGGCCAGCUCGGCCUGUACAGAAGAACCCGGAGCCUCUGCAGGUGGCCAGGGACUGUGUGCUGUGUGCUGCUCAGAGAGAGAGGAUUCUUUGUGUCCUGGUUCGGUGGACACCGGGAGCUGGCCAACGCCUCUCACUAACACGUCUGCAGCUGUGAAACACUCGGGCUUAAUAUCCACUCUAAAAAGUAGAAGGAGAAGGUUUAUUUACUCUGUAAGCGGUGGUGCGUCUCAUCAAGGAGAAGCAGUGCAGGCAGGCGGGCAGGCCGAGCUCACUACCCCUUCAGCUCCGUUUAGCAAGUCGAACCAUUCACUUUACAAAGCGGAUUCAGGUUUAUCAGAUUCUUCUGUCAAAGGGAGCUGUUUGCAGGAUGAUCCUGAAGAGCCAUCUUCGUCCUUGACCUACUCUUUUGUGACUGCUUCUGAUACAGAAAGCAGUUACACUAACAUGUUGAUAUCUCAGGAUCUCAAUGGCAAAGCCGCAGUAGUCAGUGGAGAAAAGCUGCGGCCAUGUACAGCCCUGGAAACUGAUUGUCUGCUGUGCGUGCCAGAAAACCAGUGUGAAGAUGAUCAGAAGAGCCCAGAAGUUUCAGAUGGAAAAGAAAGCGUCCUGGUGUCAGCAUGUCGUCCUGCAGCAGGUGCAGCAGGUGCAGCAGGUGCGGCAGGUGCAGCAGCAGUGCAGCCCAGCGGCAUCAGCUCUGCAGUACAGGAAGACCCUGCCGGUGGCCGCAGCAGCACAAGUUCUCUUAAAGGACCGCCCAGCUUGAAGGGGCCCCUGUCCCAGCCAGUUGUGGUUUCCAGAGGAAGAGUGUCGUGGGACGUGCCAGAGAAGCUGCGGUGUGAGAGUUGUAAAGACGGUAGUGACUUAAGCAGACACAUUUCCUCGGGGGACAAUUGUAAAACCCCACCUGGAAAACAUGUAACAGAAGCGUCCCCUCCAGUGAAGUCCCAGUUCAGUCAGAAUACAAAUCUGGCAGUCAUAAAAAAGGACCGAGAAGAAACGCUUUUUAUUGCAGAAGUAGCAGUCAAUAUAAGUUCUGAACUUUUCCCAGACAGUGAGAGUAGUUUUGCCUUUCAGGUAACUCAAGAAAGUAAUAAGUCUGCUUUAGGAAGGACCGUGGGACCGCAGGAAGAAGACCUCAGCCAAUCAAGCGGGCCUCAUCUCAAGAGUGCUCCCACAGCAGCAGACGGAGACAUGGGUGACGAGCAAACAGCCCGUGCCUUGACUACAAAAGCCUCAGAUUCCUCAGCUCUGGUCCAUGCGUGUUCAAAGAAGAGUAGAAAUACCACAGAGCAGCAUCUGAAAGGAACUGCAGACAAGGAUUUAGAGUUGAAUUCCUCACUGGAUGUGAAAUCAGAUGGGACCGAUGGGUAUACAGACAAAUGGUCAGGAUUCUUGGAUCCAGUUUUUAGCCAUAAUUUUGGAGGUGGCUUCAGAACAGCUUCCAAUAAAGAAAUAAAACUUUCAGAACAUAAUAUCAAGAAAAGCAAAAUGUUCUUCAAAGACAUUGAAGAGCAGUAUCCCACUAGGUUAGCUUGUGUUGACGUUAAUGCCACACCAUUAGCCAACCAGAAGAGACUGAGUGAACCUUCCACGUUAGAUCUGCAGCCAGUUACUGCUGUGUCUGCACAUUCUCAGAGUCGGGCAUCUGGUUCUGGUGAAGAUACUCACACAUCACCUCAGGUGUUAUCUUCAAAGCAAGAUUUCCAUUCGAAUCACAAUUUAACACCCAGCCAAAAGGCAGAAAUUACAGAACUUUCUACUAUCUUGGAAGAAUCAGGAAGUCAGUUUGAAUUCACACAGUUCAGAAAGCCAAGCCAUGUAGCACAGAAUAAUACACCUGAAGUGCCUGGAAACCAGCUGGUUGCCAUGCGAACGGCUUCUGAGGAGUGGGAAGAUGUUGAUCUUCAUCUCACAGGGGCUCCCUCCUCCUCCUCCUCCUCCGUAGGUCAGCCAGCUCCCAGCAGGAAAUGUGGAGGUUCUGUUGGAGGUCGACAAAGCUUCCCUUGCCUGUUGAAAGGCAGUUGUAACAAGAGUACCUCUCGUUUCUUAACGAAUGUAAAUGAAAUGGCGUGUGGGGGAUUUCAGUCUGCUCGGGGCACAAAGCUUAGUGUGUCUAGUGAGGCUCUGCAGAAAGCUGUGAACCUGUUCCGUGACAUUGAAAGUGUUAGUGAGGAGACCUCUGCCAAAGCAGACCCCAGAGCUUUCUCUUCAAGUGCACGGCAUGAUUCUGUUGCGUCACCGUUCAAGAUAAAGAAACAAAGCAGUGAUAAAAGUUUUGAUGGGAAGACUAGUAAGUGCCAAGUGACAUUACAAAAUAAUGCUGAAAUGACUACUGGUUUUUUUGUUGACAAAAAUCCUGAAAAUGGUGGAGGAAAUACAAAAUGUGAAGAUACCAGCUCUCCUGGUUCUCGGAGAAGUGCUUAUAAAGUAGAGCGCUCUGAGGGCAGGAAACCCAGUACAGGUGGCACAGUUCAUAUUCAUAAAGAUGACAGGGACUUACCACGAGCUGCUGAUCAGGGCAGUAAGUAUCCUGAGUCCUGUACCCAGUAUGUGAGGGAGGCAAACACUCAAAUUAAGGAAUGUGUAUCAGAUUUAACAUGUUUGGAAGCCAUGAAAGCCGAGGAAACGUGCUAUAUUCAGUCUUCAGAUAAAGAACAAUUACCUCCAGGUAAGAAGGAACAGAGUAUAAAAGAUUUUAAUAUAUCCUUCCAGACUGCAAGUGGGAAAAAUAUCAGAGUCUCCGAGGAGUCAUUAAAUAAAAGUCUGAAUAUUUUUAAUCAAGAAACAGAAGAAUUGAUCAUAUUUUCAGAUUCUUUGAAUUCUAAAUUUCACUGUGGCAAAAAUAAAAACAAAAUGGACAUUUUGUGUCCCAAGGAAAUUACCAGUAUUAAAAAACUACCAGUAUUUGAAGAGCAUUUCCCAGUUGGGACUGUCAGUCAACUACCGACUCUCCAGCAGCAUCCUGAAUGUGAACUAGAAAGUAGGAGAGAACCUACUCCAUUGGGUUUUCAUACAGCUAGUGGGAAAAAAGUCAGAAUUACGCAAGAAUCUUUGGACAAAGUGAAAGACCUUUUUGAUGAGACCCAAUAUGGUAGGGAAACCACCAGUUUUAGUCAUCGAGGAUCAAAAUCCUUGAAGGACAGAGAGAACUCCAAAGAAGGGCUUGCAUUAGCAUGUGAGAGAAUUGAAAUACCUGCCUCAAAGUGUGAAGAAAUGCAGGAGGAGAGCUCUGUCUCUAAGGAGGCCGCAGUGCCACCCACGCAGAGUGAUCAUCUGUGUGGGCAGACUGCAGACCUCAGGACAUCAGAUGGGACCUCUUCUAACGCUGAGGCUCAUGGAAACACAGACAGUGAAGGAGAACAAAGUCCUACAACCUGCUGCGUGAGUCAGUCGUCCCACUCGGCACAGGAUGCUGUGCUGGCAUGUGACACAGGACACGGUGGAGAAACUGGUGUCACUGAGUCUUCUCUAGCCAAAGGCAGAAAAGGGCUCAGAGAAGGCCUGGGUGAUAAGCUUGAAAAGAGAAAUGCUGCCGGAGUUGAGUGUGUAAAGGGACACACUGAAGGCCAUGCUGGAAAUGCCUUGUGUGAGCAUCCCCUCGACAGUAUCAGAAAUGCAGUUGGUACAAAUCGUGUCUCUGAAAAUCGACCUUCAGCUCUCUUUGGUGACCCUAGCGUGUGUCACAGCUGUCCAGCCCAUUCUAGUUUUUGUUAUUGUGAUAACAGGCGUAACGACUUGGGAUAUUUCUCAAAAAACAAUGUUGAUUCUGAUGCUCAGCCAGACAUGAAGAGAGCUGAAAACAAUGCCAUUUUCCCCAGCGUGUCUGCUACAAAAGAAGUAAGUACACACCCACAAACUGUAAAUGAAGAUAUCUGUGUUCAGAAACUUGAGACUGACUCUUCACCAUGUGCAAAUAAAAAUGCAGCCAUUGACUGGGCUCCUCCAGAUUCAAGGAGCUGUAAGCUAAGCCCACCUGUGGUCAUUACAGCUCAUUCGAAAGAAACCGUAAAAACAGUGGAAGAUAUACUCACAGAUAACUGCAAUAAAACAAUUAAACAAACCACAAAGAGUAAACCAGAUUCUUGCCAGACAAGCUGUCCUAAAGCAUUGGAUAAUUCAGAGGAUUUUAUAUGUUCUAGCUCUUUAGAUGAUGACUCACCUAAGACUUUUGUUUGUACCCAAAAUGAACACAUUGUACAGCAUAAGCAAAGUGUGUGUGGACUGGAGAGAGCUCAAAUACCUCCUGCUAAUUUGGGAGCUUGGGAUAGGUGUAAAUCUGUAAGGGAGCUCCCCCGGGCAGCCUGUGCUUCAGGCAGUUGCGGGGUUUUUAGCACCGCAAGUGGAAAAACUGUACAGGUAUCAAAUGCUUCAUUAGAAAAGGUGAGACAAGUGUUCUCCAAGGUGGAUGAUGGUGCUGAGCAGCCACCUUCCAUGGUGUCUCUGGACCACUCUGGGAAAAGAGAAAACUCCGUGGCGCAUCACCCCGAGGCUGUAUCGUCACUCCCAAAACCCUUCCCAAGCAAUGCCAGUUCAUCUGUCUUCUCUGGAUUUAGUACAGCCGGUGGGAAGCGGGUCACAGUUUCAGAAAGUGCCUUACACAAAGUUAAGGGGAUGUUAGAGGAAUUUGAUUUGAUCAGGACUGAACAUACUCUCCAGCAUCCAUCUACUUCUGCAGAUGUAUCAAAAAUACUUCCUCAGCCUUGUGUUGGAAAGAGAACCCCAGAAUACCCUGUAAACUCUAAGUUGCAGAAAACCUACAAUGAUACAUUCAGUUUACCAAAUAACUAUAAAGAAAGUGCUUCUUUAGGCAGUACUCACUCUGUUGAAGUUUCUCCCCAACUCUCUCAGUUUAAGCAAGACACACAGUCGGCAUUAGGAACCAGAGUGUCCCUUAAGAAGGCUUAUCUCCUGGAAAAAGAACAAACCUUACCUCAGAACAUAAAAACAGAAACCAGUCAAAUGGGAGCUUUUUGUGAUGUUCCGGUCAGCUCUACUUCUGCUAAAGAGCCAGAGAACUGUUUUGAAACAGAAGCAGUGGAGAUCGCCAAAGCUUUUAUGGAAGAUGAUGAGCUGACGGAUUCUGAACCAAGUCAUGCCAGAUUCUCUCUGCUUACCUGCCCCCGGAACGAGGCUCUGUUAAGUCUGAGAACUAGGAAAAGAAGAGGCGCGGAGGAUGGUGCAGUUGGACAACCCCCAAUUAAAAGAAGUUUGUUAAAUGAAUUCGACAGGAUAAUAGAAAAUCGAAGAAAAUCCUUAAAGCCUUCAAAAAGUGCUCCAGAUGGCACAGUAAAAGACAGAAGACGGGUCACGCACCACGUGUCUCUAGAGCCGGUCACCUGUGCGCCCUUCUGCUCAAGUGAAGAAAGGCCAGGAACGCAGAGUGUACGUUUUCCCGCUCCUGCUCAAGGACUUCUGUCUAAAGGGCAGCCUUCUGGGCGUCGGGCUUUGGAAACAUCUUCCGGUGGUGCUGCAGUCUCCCUCCUGCCCACCCACGCAGUCUCUGCUACCAGAGAUGAGAGGACGCGAUGCUCAGCCACCGCCAGAGCCGCCAAAGUCUUCGUCCCCCCUUUCAAGAUGAAAUCGCAGUUGCACAGAGAUGAACAUUGUAAUAGCAAGAAUAUGAAUUCAGAGAGAAAGAACCAGAAGAGCAGAGAUGGAGACAGCGAAGAUGUGCGUGACAGUGACGUCCGUCAGUUUAACAAGGGCAGCUUCCAUCAAGAGGCCACCGGACCUCUCACAGAGGGCGCUGAGGAGCCUUUAGAUUUAACGAUGAGCCUUCAGAAUGCCAGAGACCUACAGAGUAUGCGCAUUAAAGAGAAAGGAAGGCACCGUCUCUGUCCCCAGCCAGGCAGUCUGUAUCUUACAAAAUCAUCCACCCUGCCUCGGAUCUCUCUGCAGGCCGCAGUAGGAGGCCGGGUCCCUUCUGCGUGUUCUCAUAAGCAGCUCUACAUGUAUGGCGUGUCUAAAGAGUGCAUAAACAUUAACAGCAAAAACGCUGAGUAUUUUCAGUUUGACCUUCAGGAUUAUUUUGGUAAAGAAGAUCUGUGUGCUGGAAAGGGCGUUCAGUUGGCAGACGGUGGCUGGCUGAUCCCCUCCAAUGAUGGGAAGGCUGGAAAAGAAGAAUUUUAUAGGGCUCUGUGUGACACUCCAGGUGUGGACCCAAAGCUGCUCUCGAGCGCCUGGGUCUCCAAUCACUACCGGUGGAUUGUGUGGAAACUGGCAGCUAUGGAGUUUGCUUUUCCUAAGGAAUUUGCCAACAGAUGCCUAAACCCAGAAAGAGUGCUGCUUCAGCUAAAAUACAGAUAUGAUGUGGAAAUUGACAACAGCAGCAGAUCGGCUCUAAAGAAGAUCCUGGAAAGGGAUGAUACAGCCGCAAAAACACUCGUCCUCUGUGUUUCUGACGUCCUUUCACCAAGCACAAGUGUAUCUGAAGCCUCAGGCAGUAAAACUAGUAGUGCCGAUCCCAAGAGCCUAGACACGAUUGAACUCACGGACGGAUGGUAUGCUGUCAAGGCCCAGCUGGACCCUCCACUUGUGGCUCUUGUGAGGAGCGGGAGACUGGCUGUGGGUCAGAAGAUCGUUACCUACGGGGCAGAGCUGGUGGGCUCUCCUGAUGCCUGUGCACCUCUGGAAGCCCCGGACUCUCUUAGGCUAAAGAUUUCCGCCAACAGCACACGGCCCGCUCGCUGGCACAGCAAGCUGGGGUUCUUUCGCGACCCCAGGCCUUUCCCUCUGCCCUUGUCCUCACUGUUCUGUGACGGAGGAAGCGUUGGCUGCGUGGACGUCGUCGUUCAGAGAGUGUACCCUCUGCAGUGGGUGGAGAAGACGGCCUCUGGGUUGUACGUAUUUCGUACCGAGAGGGAAGAGGAGAAGGAGGCGGUGAGGUUUGCAGGAGCCCAGCAGAAGAAACUGGAGGCCUUGUUCACCAGAGUCCAGGCCGAGUUUAAAGACCGUGAAGAAGACAGAGCACAGCAGCGUGUGCUGUCCCGUGCGCUCACCAGGCAGCAGGUCCACGCUCUGCAGGACGGGGCGGAGCUCUAUGCAGCAGUGCAGAGCGCGCCAGACCCGGAGCACCUUGAGGGAUGUUUCAGUGAAGAGCAGCUGAGAGCCUUGAACAACCACAGACAAAUGUUGAACGAUAAGAAACAAGCACAGAUCCAGUCCGAGUUCCAGAAGGCCUUGGAGGCCGCUGAGCAAGAGGAGGGCCUAUCAAGGGAUGUUACACCUGUGUGGAAGCUGCGUGUGACAAGCUACGAGGGAGAGGAAAAAUCAUCUCUGUUGAGUAUCUGGCGUCCGUCAUCAGACCUACAGUCCCUGUUAACAGAAGGAAACAGAUACAGAAUCUAUCAUCUUGCAGUAUCGAAAUCGAGGAGUAAAUUUGAACGACUCAGCAUCCAGUUAACAGCUACGAAAAGAACUCAGUAUCAGCAGCUACCGGCUGCCAGUGAAAUCUUAGCCCAGGUUUACCAGCCCAGGGAGCCCCUUCACUUCAGCAGACUGUUAGAGCCGGCCUUUCGGCCUCCUUGUUCUGAAGUGGACCUUGUAGGAGUUGUGGUCUCUGUUGUAAAGACAGCAGGUCUUGCUCCUGUGGUCUACCUGUCAGAUGAAUGCCUUAAUCUAGUAGUGGUCAAGUUUGGGGCCGACCUUAAUGAAGACAUCCAGCCCCGUGUGCUGAUCGCUGCGAGCAACCUCCAGUGGCGCCCAGAGUCCAGAUCAGGAGUGCCGGCUUUGUUUGCGGGGAACUUUUCCAUACUCUCUGCCAGUCCAAAGGAGGCCUCCUUCCAGGAGAGAGUCAGCAGAAUGAAGCAGGCUAUCGAGAAUAUGGACACAUUUUACAAGGAGGCAGAACAGAAGCUUUCACGUCUGCUUCAUGGAGACAGUCCCCAGUGGUCCACCCCGACUAAAGCCUCCGCUCAGGCGCCCUCCACCUGCCCUCCUCUGGAGCUCCUUGCUACAGGAGGCCAGUUCGGCAGGUUUUCACCUAAUAGCGAGCAAAGCUAUCCAAGUCCUUUGUCACAUUGCACACCAAAAGAGAAGUCCGCACCCCUGGCUCAGGCAGCCCAGAUGGCAUCAAAGUCUUGUGACGGGGACAGAGAGAGUGAGGACCCAAAAACCUGCAGGAAGAGAAGAGCCUUGGAUUUCCUGAGUCGGCUGCCCUUGCCUCCCCCGGUCAGUCCCAUCUGUACCUUUGUCUCUCCAGCUGCACAGAAGGCUUUUCAGCCGCCACGGAGUCGUGGUACCAAAUGUGCAACACCUAGGGAGGAAAGAGAGCCCCGUCCCCCUCAGAGGAGGGCGCCGCUUCAGAAGGCCGGUGGCGCUUCUCUGCUGGAACAUGAUUCGGUGGCAGAUGAAGAGCUUGCCUUGCUCGAUACCCAAGCCCUUGGACCUGGCUCACCAGAAGGAAGUCAACAGGUAUUUCCUGGGGACUCUGCAAGGACCCCUGUGCCCCAAGGACAAGAGAGCCCCCAGCCAGCACAGAGGCCAGGCCAGCGUGCAGGACCCAGGUCCAGGAAGGAGUCUGUCUCGGGGACGGCAGAGACUGCCAUGACCAUGAUGGAAAACUAGCUGUUGAGUCUCAGCCUCCCAGUCUGUAAGGUGUGAACAGUUCCAAACUACACGUGUGUGUGACCAGACACAUGUCACAGCACAUUCCAGAAGUAUUUGUUUACAGAUGUUCUGCCUGCUUCUCUAUCUGUGUAACUAUUCAGUUGUCUAAAGCUGGCCAGAUGUUAACUAAUUCAAAAGGCUUUAAAUCUUUAUGAUUAGAUUUGAACACUACAAGCAUUAUUUUACAUGCAAAAUAAACACACCUUUGCUUUCCACUUGUUUCACUGA
Molecule: messenger RNA, 10749 nt
Organism: Peromyscus leucopus (white-footed mouse)
Lineage: Eukaryota; Metazoa; Chordata; Mammalia; Rodentia; Cricetidae
Gene: Brca2
Product: BRCA2 DNA repair associated
Biological process (GO): double-strand break repair via homologous recombination; regulation of DNA-templated transcription
Cellular component (GO): nucleus
Source: RefSeq, a predicted model, not a curated record